Molecule: messenger RNA, 2019 nt
Organism: Amorphotheca resinae ATCC 22711
Lineage: Eukaryota; Fungi; Ascomycota; Leotiomycetes; Helotiales; Amorphothecaceae
Exons: 2
Coding region: 1-2019 (672 amino acids)
Molecular function (GO): ubiquitin binding
Source: RefSeq, a predicted model, not a curated record
AUGGCUUCUAAGCUCUCCGCGGUGUCCGCACUUCCGCCCAUGGUCCCCUUUCCCGAAACGACAUGGAGGAACCAUCUUGUUCCUGAGGAAUGGGAAGCCUGCCUGGAUGCUUGGAUCUCUCUUGCAGAAGCACAUCUGUCAUUAUCAACUCCGGAUUUUAUUCGAAUCUCCUCAAAAGAUGAAUCCCUCCCCGGUUUCCUCACGUCCUUUGCCGCAGAACUGGCCUCGUCACAUGACAUCUCCCGAUCACCAUCAGACCUCUCGAAAACAAGACGCCUACGAAAGCAAAGCUUCUUGCUGACAUAUAGGCUCCUAGAAGUUGGAAAGCCUCCUGAGUCGCUGAUCAAAUGGGAUUUCCUCGCAGACGUCAGCAAGGUGUAUGGCAAGAGUCAUGCCAGUAAGCUGGUAACGCUGGCCUGGAAACAAAGUUCUGCUGCUUUGGAAGUUUCCAUGGGCCUGAUCAAGACUGUUCUAACCAAAGAACUGGAUGCCGGAUUGAAAGGGGAUUUGAAGACGUCGGAAAUACAACUAAAGCGUCUCAAUCACCUGCUACAUGCGUCCCCUGAAGCAUGUGCGUUUUUCAUGGCCGGUAGUGACUUCUUGGACUCUCUUGUCAGUUGCUAUAAACUCAUGAAUCCUCCAUUGCGCAAAGCCAUCCUCUCGACUACAUAUUUGUGCCUUAUUGGCCUCACAGAAGGGGAGAAGCCCAGAUUCUCUUCUUUGAUUGAUCAGCUUUAUUCUUUGAAGUCUGCCGCAGAAGCUCACAAGGCAGGGCCUACGAAUUCGAACGAUUCUCUCGUUGCUGAAUUGGUCACUGUUACUCCUGUUCUGAAGCAAGUGCAGCAGCGGAUAGAUGCUAGUGGUUCAGAUUCGAGCAGAGCAAAGACAGUGAUCACUGCUCUUGACGGAUUUCGAAAGCCGGGGGGCUCUGGCAGACCAGCUCGUUUGAUUAAAAAGAGAAUCAGUAAAGGCAAAGGAGUAGCCACCGAUGGCGACUAUGGACAUACAUCACACAAUCAAGUUCAUAUUCAUCGCAUGAGCUUGAUUUCUCAAGUGCAGGAUCUCUUUCCGGACCUUGGGUCUGGUUUCAUCGUGAAGCUACUUGACGAGUACAGCGAUGAUGUAGAACAAGUGAUUGCUCAUCUCUUGGAAGGAUCUUUACCUCCUCACCUCGAAAGUGCUGAUCGUUCUGAAGUGCUGGAAUCAACACAUCAAAUAUCAGGAGACUACGCACCUGACUUGGCGCCUCGCUCUACACCGCCACAACUACCCACACGUCGUAACGUGUUCGAUGAUGAUGAGCUUGACCAACUUGCCGUUGAUACGUCUCGAUUGCACUUUGGGCGCCGAAACCCUGAUCAGACAGCAGAUGACAUUCUCCAAGACAGGUCCAAUGCCCCAGCAAAAGCGGCAAUCCUUUCGGCCUUAGCAGCAUUUGAUUCAGAUGAUGACGAACGUGAUGACACCUACGACGUUGCAGAUGUAGGAGGAACAGUCGAUUCUGCGACACCUGGCAACAAUCCGGAGGAAGCAGAUGCAGAUAUUCGAGAUAGCCGUGAUGAAGUGCUAUUCCGAGCAUAUAAACUUACGCCAGCAGUCUUUGAUCGGGAUGCCGGAACGCGGAGAGGGGAGCCAAGAAAGGCCCUGAAAGAGGAGACUGGAAUGACCGACGAAGCUAUUGAAGGGUGGGCGCUUAUGCAGUCACGAGAUCCAAGACAAAUGCGAAGACUUGAGGCGAAGUUCUCAAACUUUUCUGGGGCACAGACCGAGUUGGCUCCUACUUCUUGGAGAGCUGGCUCUGGGACGGAGGAUUCUGGCAGAGGCGGGUCUAGGGGCCGUGGUGGUCGUGGUGGUCGGGGUGGACGAGGGAGGGGACGGGGAAACGUUGCGGGACCAACUGGAGACAAGGAGACCGAAGUUGCGAGGCAUAAAAAGGAUGCAAAUAAGGGUUCGCAAGCGAAUCAUAAUCGGAGAGAUCAGAGAGCGAAGAAGAUGGCUAGGGGCGGUUUCCCUGGCUGA